CAGCCUUGCUGCUUUGAUGCUCCGACACAAGACUAAAAUCGCCGCGUGGCAUUUCCAUUUCCCUUGUCGAAAAAGGCACACAACUUUCUCCUUGGAAACAAACAACACAUCAACUAACUAAUCAAUUUCGCAAUGAACUCCAAGAGCAACAGCCUCGUAACACUCGGUACGCUUUGGAUGGCAGCUGUCUCGGCGGAUGCCGCUCGUCAUGGGACAUGGGGAAUACCAUCGCAUCAUCGUCAUCAUGGUAGGCGCCACAUGCGACAAGAAUCGGAGGACCAUCCUCUGGUGGAGUUGGUGCGCGAUAUGUUCUCGGUCCCAGCCUAUUCGUCAGUUAUGCGUCCUCAGGGUUCCAUCUUUGGCGGCGAGACGGAGAUAUCUUCUUCUCCUCGUAUUGAAGUCUCGGAGGACGAAAAUGGCACCGUGGAGCUCGUCAUGGAACUACCGGGCGUGUCUGCUCGCGAUCUGAACAUUGAAGUGGAAAAUGAUCACGUCCUUCGAGUACAAGGCGUGCGCACUCGCCGCAAGAAUGGAUACCUCUCCAAAUCGGAGUUUGAUCAAACGAUCCGCUUGAAGGACACGGUGGAUGUGGAUAAGCUCGAGGCAAACUUGUCCGCGGGGGUCUUAACGAUUACGGUGCCGCAGAAACCUACCAAAAUCAAGAAGCUAUCCAUAUCCUCGAAGGAUCCUGGCAGUAUUUUGGAUCAUGCAACUACUCCCACAAAGAAGCCGAAGGGCUCCAAGAAGAAGAUCGAAAAGAACGAGGAUGAAGAAGUUGAUUUUGACGAUGACGAGAUUAUCUAGCUAGUCAGAUACCGGUAGACCAACUUAUCUUUUC
This is a messenger RNA of Seminavis robusta, 838 nucleotides long. Lineage: Eukaryota; Bacillariophyta; Bacillariophyceae; Naviculales; Naviculaceae. The record is from the annotation of a GenBank genome assembly.